CCACGGGUGGUGUGUAGUGGUGAUACCUUCCUCACCACGGGUGGUGUGUAGUGGUGAUACCUUCCUCACCACGGGUGGUGAUACCUUCCUCAUCAUGGGUGGUGUGUAGUGGUGAUACCUUCCUCAUCACGGGUGGUGUGUAGUGGUGAUACCUUCCUUACCACGGGUGGUGAUACCUUCCUCACCAGAGAUGAUGUGUAGUGGUGAUACCUUCCUCAUCACGGGUGGUGUGUAGUGGUGAUGCCUUCCUUACCACGGAUGGUGAUACCUUCCUCACCAGGGAUGAUGUGUAGUGGUGAUACCUUCCUCACCAGGGGUGAUGUGUAGUGGUGAUACCUUCCUCACCAGGGGUGAUGUGUAGUGGUGAUACCUUCCUCACCAGGGGUGAUGUGUAGUGGUGAUACCUUCCUCACCACGGGUGAUGUGUAGUGGUGAUACCUUCCUCACCACGGGCAUCAUAUACUACAACAUUGCCUCCACUCUAGCUGAAAAUAGACAUUGUCGUUUGUAUUGAACUAUUUUUGGUGGGUGCCAACUGGACCUGUGGAUGCCAGCUACGUGUUUCAUCACUUGGUUUUCGCUGCGAGCCUGGAGAGUUGGCGAAGUGGCUCAAACAAGGAUUGGCUAGCUGGUGUUGGUCUCCGGCACUGACCAGGACAACUGUGAGAGAGGGUGGGAUGAUAGCGUAGAGGACACCUGUAAGUAGUAUGUAACACCUGGCUCUCACGCACCUGCCCGCCCCUCUCACACGCCGACCUCAUCCAACUUGUAAACAAACUGACGCAUCCAUCCCGCCAUGUGUACAAGGAGUUGUGGUAACAGGUGACAUCAGCCUGCUGGUGUCAACCCUGCCUCCCCUAGCCUCUUGUAUGGCCCAUGGUGUUCACUUCACCUAUUUGCUAGUAAUAACGUGUUAUCGGUGGCUUUGUUACAUUCUGCUGAGCAUGACUGACUUGAUGACCUCAAGGACAGAUCAAGGCCACAAGGACUCCAUUCAAGAACCACAUCUCCCAGCUCUAGACCUUCAUCCCUCCAGUAGUGAUCAGACCUCAUCCGACCCUAACGAAUCCAGUAGUGGUUUUCCCUUUUCCAGUAGCGAUCAGACCUCUCCAGACCCUAACGGAUCCAGUAGUGGUCUUCACCUGUCCAGUAGUGAUCAGUCUUCAGCCAGCCCCUACGAUGUCAGCAGUGAACAUCCCUCUCCCCUGACUUUAUCUGGUCCCCACACGGCCAGCUGGGAUGGGAUUCCAAGCAAGGUUUACACUAGUCAAGAUGCAGCGUCCGUAUCUGAUAACCUCUCAUACUGGAAUGUUGGGGCAUGUGAUUCUUCCACAGUGGCGAGUGGCUCGUUUUCACCAGACCAACACGCAUCUGGUAGCCAGCACAUCCCUUGUGAUCAACUGUCCCUCUGUGACCAGCAAACAUUUUAUGAUGUCAUCCCCGAAGAGCACCGUGUGGAGUCAGCCAGAGUAUCAACACGUCAUUGUGGAAACUUCGCUUCAACAGCAAGACAGCCACGGCGUCAUGCACCGAGGGGACCUGAGCCGUGUCUCAAUGAUGGCGGAAGUUACACGCCUCCGCUUGGCAGAUUUGCCAAACUGGGUAAAGUUUCUACACCUGGAAGAUACCAAAGCUCGUCCCUAGGACGUCCCUCUCGGAGGGGUCGCCUCGUAGUCACACCCAAAUUGCCAGAUGUCUUCAAGGAACGUGAGACGCGCUCCCAGACAGAACCUCCUUCUGGCAUGGCCACACCAGAUCUUCUUCAGGUGUCGUGGGUGUGGGAGUCUCGGCUGCCCACCCGGUCGUCGGCUUCUGUCCGUCGUCGACCGUCAUGUCGCGUGUCGUGUCGCAGAAGACCGCGCACUCGCCUGACACCUCGUCGAGCACCCAGCAGCAGUAGCACCUCCCAUCAUAGUCACACUCCGGUAGAUGACGAAGAGGUCGAUCAUGACAAGGGUUUCUGCAGUGGGGGAGAAAUGAGUGAUAACAGCGAUGUCCCUGAAGAUAAGAUAAUGGCGGUUGAUAGAGUAAUGCCGGAUGUAGUGAUGUUAGACAAGUGUAGUGUGGAUUGUAAGUCUAACAGAACAAUGACGACCGCAGUGUGUAGUGUGGAGGUCAAGGAGGCAGCUGCGCCCAGCACUGACACUCAGCAAGUCACUCUACGCAAAAAGACAAACUCUAGCUACCUGCACACAGUAUCUAAAUCACUUAAGCAAAAGUGGAGAAAUUCAGAUUUAUUUUUCCCGAAACUGUUCAGUGAAACGAUAAGUAUUAAAAGUAACGAGGUUAGCGGUAACAGAAAAAGCAUAUUGGAGAAAGCUAAAGACUUACCACUUCAGAUGAAAAAGAUUUCAUGUUUUUUGUUUAAAAACCAGAAAGGUGUGAAAAAUGUAGAUAUAAUCAUGAAAGGUGACGACGCUGCAAAGUUUUACCUGGAAAUGAAGAAGACCGCGGAGACUGUUGAUCGCAGGAGGAAGUAUUCCCGGCACCCCAGUGUUCCCAUUAUUGUCUAUUCUUCCGUGGGGGUCAAAGGACAGUGUUCCUUCUCACCAAGAAACAGUUUUAGGCGUUGUAAAACUUUAAACUGGAACCAGAAAUACAAAACUGUGAUGGACAGUCGUAGACAAGAAGAGUCUAGCGCACCGGCCAUUCUUGUCACCUCGGCAGAGGAGCAGGUCAUUCCUGACACCCAAGAUGGGGGCCAGGGUGUAGUAGCCCGUACUCAAGACAACACAUCCCUCACUCAAAAGGGUGUAGUAACCCGGACUCUGGAUGAUGGUCUGAAGCAGCACCUACACCCCCUCCAGCAGGGGUGUCGGGAGGAUAAGCAGCAGCAAGGUAGUGGUGGUGUGCUGGACAGGUUACUGGGUCGUCUCCGCCGACCACGCUCGCUCUCCACUUCUAGGUCCCGAGCCUCUAGUCGCAGUAGUAUGAGCGGCGGCAGUGAAGAUGGUCACUCACCUUCACAUUCAUCAGACUACGAGGAUCAUGACGAUGUUGAACGCACAGGAUCAGCAUCCUUAGUAGGACGAAUGCGAGGGCUUCGUCGGGAUAUGCAGAAAAAAAUAUCCCGGCUUAAAAGUCCUCGCGGUAGCACUUCAAGUUCACCCGGGCCGGUGGGUAGUGCAGACAAAGCUGGCACGUCACUUGCAGCACCAGCGAACCAGCAGCCUGCAGCCUCCUCCUAUGAGAGCAUCCCUACGUCAGCUCCUCUGGCGACAGCAUCAGGAAGCAACCGAUCAUCAUUGUCUGGGGAGGAAGCAGAGCCAUACACGGGUCCUUUCAUCGGUAGAGCUAGAGCCCUCGUUGACUGUCAACCUUCACCUUAUGACAGAGAUGCACUCAAGUUUAAGAAAGGUGAUAUAAUUGACAUCAUUGCCAAAAACCCCUCGGGACUAUGGAAAGGCUGUGUGGAGGGAAGAGUUGGGCAUUUUAAAUUCAUCCUCGUGGAAGAGGAGGUUGAGCGUCCAGCUCGUCGUACUCGUGCUUGGCGAGGAACAACGCCUCGCCGUGGUCGAGCACGUACUUUAGAAGAGAUUCUUACAAGGCUGCAUCUUGGCCAUCUUAUACAGGUGUUUGUUCUCAACGGAUAUGAAGAUUUAGAUCAGUUUCGAGACUUGGAGAAAGCUGAUCUAGACUGUCUUGGUAUUACCGAUCCUGAGACUUGUGCCAAACUGUUAACUGCUGUGGCAUUGCUACAUGAUGCUGACUCUGAGCCCGAGCCUGACCCUCCAGAAACUUUAGAGACCACUGAGGCUGCGCUCCGUCGUGGUGACCAUGGUCGUGAUUCAGGUUGCUACACUGAUCACCGUAGCACUCACACUGCAGUAUUAGAUGAAAAUAAUCUAGACACACGACAGUCGACUCCAUCUACAGACAAUUCCUCAGGUUACCAUUCUCGUGGUGCCUACAAUAUACCUGUAGGGGAAGCCACACAAACAUCACGUGAUGACCCACAGAGUUCUGCUCUUGAGUCCCCACCUUCAGAGUCGACUGCUACAGGUGCUGCUGGCACUCUACCUUCUUCUACCCAAGCUGAAUCUCAUUCCUACCGUGCCCAUCUUGCUACCGUCCUGCCUUCCAGCCCCCGCUCUCAGUCCCAUCACAGUCAUGCAGGGGAACAUAAAAAGAGGCAAGAUCCCCAUGUGGAUUUUGAGGCAAAGUUUGUUACAGCACGAAGUGUAUUUGAAAAAGAUUUAGUGAGGCGUGAGGUACCCUUCACUGUACGUGCUCAGAAACGUGGCAUGGGCUCUUCUCACUCCUUAACGGGUGAAACAGAAGACGGAGAAAAAUACGAUACCAGUGUAGCUGCUUCAGAGUUCCCCUCACCAUGAGAAUGUUGUAUGUGAAUUCUAUACAAUACCGACAAGAUGAAGAAUUAGGCAUGUGCAACAUCUGGGUACCUUUAAUUGUAGGCAUUUUGUCAUCCAGUGGCUUUAUCGAUACAAUUCAAGGACAUAAUGUGAAGACUAUAGAACUAUAUACACCAGACGAGGUAAUCAGUCCCUCAGCCUUGGAGUUGGUGAUGAGCACCAGUCUUGAAGAAUAUGAAGCACAGGCAGGAAGAUUGAUCCUGCUUGUGCUUCAGAUUCUUCAAGACUGUGGUGCUCAUCACCAACUCCAAGGCUGAGGGACUGAUUACCUCAUCUUUUGUAUAUAGUUCUACAGUCUUCACAUUAUGUCCUUGAAUUGUAUUGAUAAAGCUACUGGAUAGCAAAAUAUCUACAAAUAAAGAUACCCAGAUGUUGCACGUGUGUCUGACUCACCAUGAGAAAUUUGAGAGAAACACUAAUGUACCCCAGAUCCCCUGGUUACUAUUCCAUUUAUAGUCUGCAGUUAAAAACCCUUUAAUCUUGUACUCUAAUAUUUGUUAAUAUUUUUCGUGGAGUAAUUUACUCCAUUUUUAUAAAUUAAGUAUUCUGGGUGUUGCAGUAUGUCAUUCCCCUGCAUUCUGAAAUAUAAUCAAAUCAUUGCAUAUUAUAAAUUGUUGGUCCAAUUUAUUUUCUUCUCUGCUGGCAUUUCAGGGAUUUAUACUAUUUAAAACCUUAUGAAUGCAGGGAGAGGAAGUUAUAGAAAAUGGAAGUUUCAACACAAUCAGAAUUUUUUGUUGUAGGUCAACCUUUUGAUAGUGCAUUAUAACAUGUGGAACCUACCUGAAAUCACAUGAGAUUCCCCUGUGUAGAUAGUAUUGUACUGUGAGGUAGCUAGUGAUGUGAGAGGAUCAGUAUUUACUCGUUCACAAGUCUCCCAAGUAAUGAGUGGUGCCGUGCAGUUCCUGUUCUUAGUCUCGAGGGUUUUCCUAGAUGUUCCUGCUAUAGGAGAAAUGGCUGGGAGUAUUAUACAGCCAACUUGUAUAGCUUGUCUUUCAUUUGUCUCUAACACACAAUUAUAUCAAGUACUACCAUAUCAUUUUAUAUACAGUAUAUAUAUAUAAUAUAUAUAUAUCUAUAGCAUAUAUAUGUAUGUAUAUAUAUAUAUGCUAUAGAAGUAUCAGAUGCUGUAAUAAAUAUUGUAAUCAAUUCUGGACGUCUAUUAUACUUACACAGAAGUAGACUUAAUAUAUGAAAGUGCAAAUUAAAAAGAAAUCAAACAUCUCCCUGUUGUGAUCUAAGAUGAAUAUUCUACAUGAAACUUAGAAAUAUAUAGAAGACUUGUUAUUCAGAAAUGAAUUUUAUAAUACUGUGAAGAAAAAUGUUGAUCACUAUUAAAUUGCCCUUUCCGUGAACUUUUGUAUUUUCAUAGAUAAAAUAAAAUUAUAUACAGUAUUGUGUAUUAAAUUAGUUUUGCAGUUUAAUCAAAAUGUCAAAUUCAUUUGUUUUAUUUCGUAAUUAUUUUCAUUUAAUUGUUUAGUAAAAAGCAUUGAAGCAAAGUCUUAUAAUGACUCUAAUCAAAAAACGUUUAAAUGGUAGGUUAAAUAAUUUUAUAAUAUGUUGCUGCUGAGGACAGAGGAGCCUUGAAACUGUUGUACAUGUUUUGAAACACCAGAAGACUCUUAAAACUUAACUGAAACUCGUAGCAGUUACGAGCAAUUUCCUCACAUAACGGGUGGAGGCUGUCCUUGGCACAAUAUGCCGUGAUAAGCUUGGCUGUGUACUGAGCAAACAGGUAUGCCAGCAAACCUUUCAGCAUUUAGCCUUGUGAUGUCAAAUUUUGUAAAAAUUAUUUAUAGUCACUUAAGAUUGUAUGUAUUUUAAUUUAUGAACCUCCUUUUAUAUAAUAUGUAAUGACAGUGAUGCUUCUUGCUCACUGUCAUAAACGGAAACUCAUUUUUAUUUAUUGUGUAGUCUUGUAAUUAUUUUUCAAGGUGAAGAGUUUUAGUUGUGGAUUUCAAUUGAGUUUUAUGUUUCAAAUGAUGCGCUUCCUACAAGGUCACAUUACAAUAUCUUUGCAGUCGUAUGCUAAAUAGUGACAUUUUACUCUUCCAACUUUUGUAUUGUACAGAAGUAUGUCAUCACUAUUUGUAAAUAGUCUUAUAUUAAAAUUAUAGGUAAA
Cherax quadricarinatus is the source of this 6492-nucleotide messenger RNA. RefSeq lists its product as uncharacterized. Lineage: Eukaryota; Metazoa; Arthropoda; Malacostraca; Decapoda; Parastacidae. Gene Ontology annotation, molecular function: protein binding. The record is from RefSeq and is a predicted model, not a curated record.